AUGAGCCUUAAUCGUCAAAAUGGUACACAAUCCGGUGGUGUGGAUGAUGCGGCGAAACCUGCGUUGCAGGGCUUACAAUUACCCCAAAAUGCGGCCAUGGAGUCUAUUCCUCGGCCGCCAUCAAUGCUGGGUCAAGCGAGAAACAAGGUUGCCGAGCCGGUUGUUGCCGCAUUCAUGGCCGGUGGAGUGGCUGGCGCAGUCUCCCGGACCAUUGUAUCACCACUGGAGCGCUUGAAAAUCCUCCUGCAAAUCCAAAGCGUGGGACGUGAAGAAUACAAACUCUCCAUAUGGAAGGCCCUAGGGAAAAUGGGCCGAGAGGAAGGCUGGCGAGGGUUCAUGCGCGGUAAUGGAACGAAUUGUAUUCGUAUCAUCCCCUACUCUGCGGUCCAAUUUGGAAGCUAUAAUUUCUACAAGAAAUUCGCUGAGUCUCCUGAUGGUGAUAUGUCACCGGCUCGCCGCCUCCUAUGCGGUGCUGCUGCUGGCAUAACGUCCGUGACUUCUACCUACCCUUUGGACAUUGUUCGCACGCGACUUUCCAUCCAGUCUGCUUCGUUUGCCGACCUUGGAAACCGAGACCCCGCCCAGAAACUGCCAGGCAUGUUCACCACCAUGGUGUCAAUUUACAAGAAUGAGGGUGGCACAAUCGCCCUCUAUCGUGGCAUUGCGCCUACCGUUGUUGGAGUAGCGCCUUACGUGGGGCUGAACUUCAUGACCUACGAAUCGGUGCGAACAUAUUUGACACCAGAUGGAGAAAAGAACCCAAGCCCGUGGCGGAAGCUGCUGGCCGGUGCAAUCUCCGGGGCAGUGGCCCAAACAUGCACAUAUCCCUUUGACGUUCUGCGACGACGCUUCCAAAUCAACACCAUGUCCGGAAUGGGGUAUCAGUAUAAAUCGAUCUGGGAUGCCAUACGAGUGAUUGUGGCACAGGAGGGCUUGCGGGGACUCUUCAAAGGGAUUGGGCCAAAUCUCCUGAAAGUCGCACCCAGCAUGGCCAGCAGCUGGCUCAGCUUUGAAUUGACGCGGGAUUUCCUUGUCAGUCUCGGGGAUAAGGAUAAGGAUUAG
This is a messenger RNA of Penicillium longicatenatum, 1062 nucleotides long. RefSeq names its product putative mitochondrial carrier protein. The record is from RefSeq and is a predicted model, not a curated record. Bases 1 to 1062 code for a protein of 353 amino acids. Gene Ontology annotation, biological process: transmembrane transport. The transcript has 5 exons. NCBI's taxonomy places the organism in Eukaryota, Fungi, Ascomycota, Eurotiomycetes, Eurotiales, Aspergillaceae.